AUGCGUUAUACAAUAGGAAACAAGACAGUCGCUGAUAUUCAUCAGCAAAAGUUACUUAUCAACGCAACUUCCCCUUCAGAAGCACCUGCAAAUCCGAAAAAUUUUAUAUACUUUACAUUUGCGG
This is a messenger RNA of Ambispora gerdemannii, 124 nucleotides long. The record is from the annotation of a GenBank genome assembly. NCBI's taxonomy places the organism in Eukaryota, Fungi, Glomeromycota, Glomeromycetes, Archaeosporales, Ambisporaceae.